UCAGAUGAUGUGACUUAUUCCUCUGGUAACUCUAUUAAAUUAGAAUUUAUCUUCGUCUUACAUAUGUAACUCUAAGCGCAUUGAUCCUUUUCUUAGGCUAACGUGUAUUUUGUAAACGUUUUAUAAAUAUAACCAACUGGCAACCUGGCCAUUUACUUUCACAUACAUGCACGUUUACGUGGCCGUUUGUUAUUUAACCUGUGUAGUAUUUUAUAUUAAAAAUUAUCUAGUCUAAAUUAAACGUAAAAGAGAAAAGACAUAAUAAGAACACACGAUGUCAAAGGCUACCUUAGUUGCAUUUUUCACCAUAAUUUCAGCUAGCUUCUGCUUGGGCUGCACAAAUCCAGAAGUUAGUUCAAAAUCAUUCACCACUUUAGAUGCCACAAUUGUAACAAAUAUCGCCUAUAUUUCUGAAUUUUCAAUUAAAUGUGGAUCAGGAAAACUAGGAAACUUGUAUGCUGCCUUGAAUGGACACAUUAGCCCCGUUUCUCUAGUUGGAAAUGACAAAUUCCAAGUAAGUUGGACUGAAGACAUAAAAACCGCCAAAUCAGGUGACCGUCUGAUCAAAUUAUAUGACGAAGAAGGUUACGUUGCCUAUAAGAAGGCUAGCCGUGCCAACGAGGAUGUAUCAUCCGUACCUUCCUUUGCAGAUGUUGUCGUUACCCACUCAGGAGCUUACAAUGGACCAUGGUUGAAAUCAGAAUUUAUUGCUACCAUCUUAUCUUUAAUUGUUGCCUACGUAGCACUCGCUUCAAGGGCGAAAGUUUCUAGUUAGAGAUACAAUAUUCAAAUUGUUAAUUAUUUUGUUUAAUUUAUGUAAACACUAUGUGAUAUAAAUGUAAUUUUUAUAUCAGGCUGAAAUUUUUUAAUAAAAACAAAUGCCUA
Messenger RNA from Diabrotica virgifera virgifera (western corn rootworm), 885 nucleotides. RefSeq names its product translocon-associated protein subunit delta. Lineage: Eukaryota; Metazoa; Arthropoda; Insecta; Coleoptera; Chrysomelidae. The transcript is spliced from 2 exons. Gene Ontology annotation, cellular component: endomembrane system; endoplasmic reticulum; membrane. Bases 275 to 775 code for a protein of 166 amino acids. The record is from RefSeq and is a predicted model, not a curated record.